Paramuricea clavata is the source of this 2447-nucleotide messenger RNA. NCBI's taxonomy places the organism in Eukaryota, Metazoa, Cnidaria, Anthozoa, Malacalcyonacea, Plexauridae. The record is from the annotation of a GenBank genome assembly.
GUGACUUUUUCCAAUUUGGUUUUGCGCGUGAAAUUUCACAAUUUUUUGCUUGGGACUAAUAAACAAAACAUUACACGGUGGCUUGAAGAUAUGACUUUUAUCUUCUCGUGUUAAAAACAAUAUUUUACUCACUCGUAAAAUAUUGUUUUCACCACUCGAAGAUAAAAGUCAUAUCUUCGCGCCGCCGUGUAAUAUCCUCUAUAUACUGCGGUAUUACUGCCCAUCAUAGGUCAUCAUACUAUAUCUACUCUAUACUCGAAAAUUUAAUUAUACACUUGAUAAAGUUUGAUCAGUCCUAGGUCUGGAUGAAGUUUUGAUCGAGUCUUAGGACUGGAUACAGUUUUAAUCAAGUCCUAGGACUGGACAAAAAGUCUUCACAUAACAGUACUACUGCUUGUACCGGAUGCUGAGGCACAUAUUUUGACCAUAAAAGGUCAUGCUUUAUAUCAGAAUUUAUUAGCGGAUGGUUCAUAUUUCAAAGUAUAAGACAAUUAAAACUUCAAGGCAAACGACAUCAUAGUCUGUGAUGUAGGACAGACAAGCAUUGAUGUUACAAUGGAAACAGUCAGAUUUCAGAAUGUGAGACUCUAUUAAUCAGUGAAUAAGUCAAGCGAUGGCAACAGGUUAUGAAGAUAGCAGAUUUGAAACGCAAGUUGAUGAAAGCCUUCACUGCGUAAUAUGCACAGAAGUAUUAAAAGACCCAGUACAAUGUCGUAGGAAUGAACAUCAUUUCUGUAGGAAUUGUAUCACUGAACAUCUACGACAUUCACGGAAAUGUCCGAUAUGUAAAGACCCCUUGACCGUAGAGACCCUGGCCAGACCUCAACGAUUCCUGGCGAACAUACUGUCAAGUUUGAAGAUUUCGUGCGAGAAUUCCGAGCGUGGUUGUCGCAAAGUUGUCGAACUUGGCUCACUCGACACACACGUAGCAACUUGUGGUUUCAGUCCAGUGCCAUGUUCCAACGAUCAAUGUCAGGAAAUAAUAAGUCGACGUGAUAAAGAAAUUCAUGAAAAUAAAGUUUGUGGUUUUCGACGAGUCAAGUGUGAUUACUGCGCCCAAAUGGUGCUGUAUAAGGACUUUAUGCAGCAUACAUGUCCACCAAGGCAAAAAAUUCAUGAAAUCAAAGCCGAGUUGAAAGAAAUUCGUUCUAAGCAAGAUGAAAUGUUGAGAAUGAUGUCCAAUCUUACGAGGACACCACAACGCCCAGAAAGCAGUCAUGAAAGCAGUGCUCACUCUGUUCAGGAAUUGCAAGCCGAGAUUGUCGUCGCAGGGGGGUUGCAUUGUAAAUCUGUCGAAGUGUUCAACAUGGCCACCAAAACAUGGCGGACAUUGUCAGAAAUGAAUGAAUGCAGAGGUGCAGCAAGCUUAGUUUUACACCAAGGUCACAUGAUCAUGACUGGCGGAUAUUCCGUCCGGGACCUGGACAGUGUUGAAGAACUAAAUCAUGUAGAUGGACAAUGGAUUGAUAAAACUCACAUCAAAUUACCAGCACCGUCCAGUGGCCACACAUGUGUGGUACAUCAGAAUCGUCUCCUCGUCAUUGGAGGAGAUUUUUCCGACGAGAUCAGUGAUGCAAUACAUGAAAUUCAGCUGACCCCUCCCUUUACAUCAAGGUUGCUUACCAAGAUGCCACGGGCAAUAUGUUACCAUGGUACUGUGAUAGUAAAUGACAAGGUUUACAAUAUUGGUGGUAGUACAACAGGAUUUGGGAAAGACACAACAGACUACGUCCUCAUGUUUGAUCCAGCAACCAAUACUUGUACACACCUCAAUCCACUUCCAUAUCCGGUAUCAGAAAUGACAACAGCAACUUGGAAAGACACUGUGGUUGUCCUUGGCGGGGAGGACAAGGAAGGCAACAUCCUCAAUGAAGUAAUAUUGUAUAAUGUUGCUACAAAAAGGUACCGUAUGUUGCCAGAGAUGAGACAGAAGCGAAGUGGUUGCACAGCAGUGACUAUCGGUGAUAAUAUUAUCACAAUGGGAGGUAGGGAUGAAACGUCCACUGAACUCAGGUCUGUCGAAUGUUAUAAUUUCCAAACGAACACAUGGACGGAGUUCCCAGCCAUGGCUGAAGCACGAGCUUAUGCUACUGCUGUUGUAAAAUAUCCCUAAGAUGCUUUACAUUUUAGUACAAUUAGAAACUCGAAAUCUGUAUAUAUCGUGGUUAAUAAUUAUAUUUGCUUACCUCAGCAUGGUUUAAACUUGAUAAAAUCGCGUGAUAUUGGGACAACAUCUGCUUCAAGCCAUCAACAUACUUGAUAUAUUUUUCCUCCUAAAAUGAACAGAGUUUGACCUUCUUAUACAAUCUACGUCAAAGAGUGCCUUACGUAUGUAAAACAACACCCAAAGAGUUUGAAUUAUUGCACAAAAGUUACAAAACUACCGUUGCUAUGGUUACAAUGCCGUUUCGAAAACGACAUCGGUGACCUCCAAUUUUAGUUAAUAU